This is a messenger RNA of Bombina bombina (fire-bellied toad), 2212 nucleotides long. It is a transcript of the gene INSYN2B, whose product is annotated as inhibitory synaptic factor family member 2B. Gene Ontology annotation, biological process: inhibitory postsynaptic potential. The coding region runs from base 153 to 1736 and encodes 527 amino acids. Lineage: Eukaryota; Metazoa; Chordata; Amphibia; Anura; Bombinatoridae. Gene Ontology annotation, cellular component: postsynaptic density. The transcript is spliced from 3 exons. The record is from RefSeq and is a predicted model, not a curated record.
UAGAGAUUAUAUGAGAAAAACAAAAACAUUACAAGGUUUUGUCUGGAAAUAUAGAAGAAAAUAAAGAUAGCAAAAUGAACCUUGCUAGCAAUUUUAAAGACAUUUUUAGCCUAUGGCUCCAUUUCAAAGUACUUUAUAAGUGACCUACUGAAAUGGGUCGCAAAGAAACAAGUUGUCUACAAAAUAUAUCCUGUGACUCAAUGGAACAGCAAGAAAUGAAAGUGCGACCCGUACUCCUUAACAGGAAAAGUCUAGACUCCUCAGAUAUUGUAAAGAAUUCUCAUCACAGAAAAAACAAAUCCCAGCAAGUCCGAUUUAAGGAAGACAGCACAAUUGCAGAUCAGGCAGGCUUUACAGAUCUGGAAGCUAAACCUACUGAAAAAACAAUCUUAAUAAAUGGAAAAGCAGAAAAACGCCCUGGCAGAUCAAUGUGUUUACUUUCCCAUCCAAAAUCACAAAGAGGUCUUCAAAAUAUUGCAAUUCAGACUUCACCUAGUCUCAGGAAACAAUUCCCUAUUUUUAAAACAAAAAAGUUAACAAAUAAGUCAUUAAAUGAAUUCCCUACUGAUUCUAGCUGUUUUCAGAUCAAUGGAGACAUCUCAGAAGAAGACAUGGCUCUUCAAUUAUCCAAUCUUAGAAUUGCAGAACAUCUUGAAGAGGGAUUUAAACGAGAUAUAAGACAUUGUCCAUUAAGACACACAAUACCCAAAGCACAAAGCAAUGGACCUAUACAUGAAAGCUCAGGUUUGGAGUUUGUUGACAUGCUUGGAAAAGUAACAGUCUCAACCCAGGUACCUGAUGUCAUUGAAAGCACUUUCGAUGAAACAGAGGAGUCUAACUUUAUUUCAAUAACAGAUCAAACACUAGAUGUUUCUUUACAAUUUUCCAAAAGUAGUGAUUUAAACUGUUCACAGCCUUCAGAGUCUCAGUCAAGCAAACAGAAGGACUCAAAACCACAAGAGGGCAUUUGUCAAUCAAAACUUACAAAUAACGAGGAGUUGUUAACACUAAAACCCAGUACCGACUGUAAGAGGAUUAUAACUCUAAAACCUUCCUUAAACAGCAAUUUGUCAUACUGCUUUCAUUCAGAGCACCAUCAAUCAGAUAAAAAACAAAGCAAUCCAAAUUUGGAAUUCCUACAUAACGUUGAUCAGUCAGUGGCAUCAUCUGCAAAUGAUGAGGGUUUGCAAAGUGAAACAACUUUAGAAAAAGGACCAGAAAAUAAAAUGGGAGAUUCCUUGCAAUGCAGUGGAGGUCCGCAAGAAUCAUCAUGCCAACCUCAAAUUGAAGAACAAUAUGAAACCAAAAAAGAGAGUAAAGAAAGUCAUAGAGCACAUAAAGUGCAUGGUGGUUUGUGUUCCCUACAAGGUAAACUACACUCCAUAGAGGAAUCACUGCAGUCUAACCAAGAGAAGAUUAAGAUCCUUUUGAAUGUAAUUCAAGACCUUGAAAAAGCAAGAGCACUUAGUGAAGGGCGGAACUUCUAUAGAACAGGCCAAGAUAUCAACAACUGUAGUACUUGCCAGAGUACAGCAUGUAUUAUUUACAGUGUAGAAUAUGACUUCAGGCAACAGGAAGGACGAUUUCAUCAAGUUCUUAAAAUGCUUGAUAAAGAGGAACAAUGUCCAAUUCUGCCUCCUGUGCAUAAACCUGAACCAGAAAAUGUAAUUCCUGAAAAAACAGAAGUACGCAAAAAGUGCAAAAAAGUCAAGAAGAAAUGCUUUUGGUGGAUCUGAAUGUGUACGGGGUCCUGCCAGGUUUCUAAUGGCAAUUACCCUUUGUGACUUUAUACUCCAUUAAUAAAGCUGCUGGAUUAGAUGCCUCGAGAGCAUAAUAACUUAUAAUCGUUUUUAUUUUUCCGUUAAACUUACCUAUAUACAGUUUUUGCUCUUUGGAAAUAAUAUCUCAUUUAACAAGUAAAUAUACUUUUUAUAUAGAGUGUACAUAGUUUUUUUAUAAAGUCAGACUUUAUGAUUAACCCUUUAAGGACACAGCUUUCAGUUUGCUCAAUUGUUUUAUGACGGAAAAAUUCCGUCAUAUGUCCUUAAGAGGUUAAAAUAUAUAAAAUGUUUGUUUUUUUCAUAUGUUUUGUUCUUUUAGAAGCUCUGUUUUUGGCAAUCAUUAAAAUGUAUUUUAAAAUUUUAAAAGUCAAAGUAAAUAUUUUACAGAAGAAUAAAAGAUGAAAUCAUUGUAAUCAGCCCCGUGGAAUUUG